CUGAUCUUGGAGGUAGGUGUGGUGUAGAGGUGUUGGUUAACCUCUCUCUCGUUCUCUUCACAUACAGAGAAACGUAGACACACUUGCAUACACACACACUCACAUUCUUGCCUUAGAUACGUGUAUGUGAAGCGACACACACACACACACACACACACACACACACACACACACACACACACACACACACACACACACACACACACACACACACACACACACACACACACACACACACACGAAUAAUUGAAACGGAAAUAAGAAAGAAAAGAAUAGCAUCGAAAUGGAAGUUUUGCAGGCGUCAGCAGUAGUGGUGGGAGGGGGCGUGCACGGGAGCAGCGCCGCCCUCCACCUGGCGCGGGCGGGGGUGGACACCAUUCUACUGGAACAGUUCCCUCUGCCACACUCCCGCGGCAGCAGUCACGGCCAGACGCGCAUCAUUCGUCUGGCUAACUACGCCAUCCCGCCCCUCACCCCCCAUCAUGGCUGACUCAUUUGCCAUGUGGAAGAAGCUCGAGAAGGAUGGUGGCGUGAGUCUGUUAAGGCCUCACCCGAUGCUUGCCGUGGGUGAAGACCAGAGCAUCAUGAGUAGGCUGGCGGCGUCUGUCAGGGAGGGAGGCAGCGAACCCAUCCUGCUGAGUGGCGGGGACGUCAACCACAAGUACGGCACGAGCUUCCCCGCACACUGCCCACGGCCUGAUUGAUCCGAGUGCAGGUGUUGCUAAUGGCGGACAAGUGUGUGCAGACCCUUCAGCGGCUGUUCCGGGAGGCAGGUGGACGCGUGGUGGACGAGUGGCCGGUGGUGGAUGUGAAGGUGAAGCCCUAUGGCGAGGUGGAGCUGAGGGGCCCUAAGGGAAGCGUGAGGGCGGCGAGGCUCGUAAUGUGUCCUGGCCCUUGGGCGGGACCUCUGCUGGCUAAGAUAGGAGUCCACUUGCCCCUUCAGGUGAGGCGGAUCUCAGUCUUCUAUUGGCGGAUCAGGGACGAGGACACGCCCACCAUUUCUUUCGUUGAUACACGAGAGUUCGACGGUAGUCAUACUUACGGAGUCCCCCAUCUGGAGUACCCUGGGAUGAUGAAGUUAGUGCACCACAGCGGCCCCGUCAUUGGAGGGCCCGAUGAGAGGGACAAGAUCGGAGCCUCAAAGCAGCAUCGCGAAAUGAUGAUGCAAUACGUGAAGGAGAACUUUUCAACCCUUGAUCCCGAGCCGGUGGUGGAGGAAACUUGCCUCUACACGUGCACGCCUGACCUUGAGUUCGUGGUGGAUCGUCACCCGCGUCACCCUAACGUCAUCUUCGCCUGUGGGUUUUCAGGUACAGGGUUUAAAAUUGCCCCGGCCAUUGGAGAGGACCUGUGCAACCUCGCCCUGGACCGUCCUACUGUUCGUGACCUGUCUGCCUUCAGCGCCGCCAGAUUCAAGGCCAAGAGCAAGAUCUAGCGGCGCCGUCAGGAAGCUGCUGCAGAAGUCUAUGUAAAAGGAUGCACUGAGUUGUCUCGAUGUAAAAAAAAUAUAUAUCUAUACUGAUAUUCUCUUUCCAUUGAGGCUAAAAUCUGUAUUCAAAACACUUUGCUCUCUCAUCACGACAGUUUUUUAAGAACCCACAGAGGUGAUUAGGUGGGGUUUUUUUUUUUAAGAGUAUUUUUUUUUCCUGUUAAUUAUGUAGAAAUCUUGUUAAUCUGUCACCAUAACAGUAAAAAUACCCUUAAAA
Molecule: messenger RNA, 1706 nt
Organism: Scylla paramamosain (green mud crab)
Lineage: Eukaryota; Metazoa; Arthropoda; Malacostraca; Decapoda; Portunidae
Product: peroxisomal sarcosine oxidase-like
Exons: 10
Coding region: 725-1435 (236 amino acids)
Cellular component (GO): peroxisome
Molecular function (GO): flavin adenine dinucleotide binding; L-pipecolate oxidase activity; sarcosine oxidase activity
Source: RefSeq, a predicted model, not a curated record